This is a messenger RNA of Phalacrocorax carbo (great cormorant), 1315 nucleotides long. The record is from RefSeq and is a predicted model, not a curated record. NCBI's taxonomy places the organism in Eukaryota, Metazoa, Chordata, Aves, Suliformes, Phalacrocoracidae.
AUGACAGCUGCCCAUUCUCAAGACGAAAUCUUUGGGAUCUGGACCAAAGAAAUUCCUGGCCUGAUCCCAGGGCAGUGGGCCAUUCAACUGCUGAAGUCUGCUUUUUAUUUUCACAGGUCCAAGCCUGAGGACAUUUGCCUUUUUGAUGAUCCCCAGGUUAAGGAAAUUGCACUCAAGUACAACAAAACCACGGCUCAGGUGCUUACGCAGCUCCAGAUUCGAAGAAAUGUGAGUCCAAUUCCCAAAUCUGUCACUCCACACCACAGCGAGGAAAAUUUUAAGGUGUUUGACUUUGAAUUGGCUAAAGAAGGGAUGGAAACCUUCCUUGCUUUCAAGAAGCAGUAUUGCAUCUGCGCAUUAAGUGAAUGCAAAAAUCGCAAGGACUAUCCUUUUUUGGAAGACUAACCCAAGGCAUCCUCUUCAGACCCUCCAGGGAUCAGGACUGUAUGUCAUUGUUUCAAGCAAUUUGUAAUACUUCAUGAGUAUUAAAUCACAAUAUAAGCGGAAUAUGUAUUACAAGAUGGGAGAAGGUAGCUCACAGGCAUUCUGAAGAGUCAUCUUUGAGCGCAUGUGCAUUUGCUUCCCGUAGUAUCAACCACAGUUAUAUCAGUCCUUUAUCUUUGCUCUGCUCUUCUUGUAGCAAAAUAUAUAUUCUCUUAUAAUUUAGUAAUGAUAAGUAAUGUUUAAUAAACCUGAAUCUUUGUCAUAACUAUAAAUCCUGAAAAAUUUUAGAGAAAUUUAGAUUCUCCUAGUGGUUGUAUUUUUGGACAAAAGGUCAAAACAGAAGCUAUCUUUUAGCUGUUAAUAGAAGACAAUCCAUUUAACAUCAGAAGAUCUUUAUGAGAUAAGACAGUAUGCUGCGUGAGGAAUUUCAGCAUAACAGGCUGAAAGCUCUUUAGAGGACACUGCUGAAUUACAUUUCAGGAGCCAUUUUCUUACUGAGGUUUCCUAUUUAUGAACUGCCAAAACCUAAUAAACUGGUGGGAGAUCUGUAUGUUUGGUUUAUCAUAUCUACAAGAGUAUACAAAUACUGCCUUUAUCAGUAGAAUGGCUGCAGUGAAGACUGUGAAUCUCUCCCAGCAAAUCCAAAGUCUGAUAAAGGAGACACGGAGGAAUUAUUUUGUUUGGCAACUGUCUUAUUUAACAAGCAGAAACAUCAGCCAGCUUCAUAGAAGCCACCAGUAGAUUUUCGCUCUCUUGUACCACCCCAUAGGUAGUGUCUGCUUGUGUUUUGACUGAAAGGAUGUCACUGGAUGUUGUUAUCUUUUGUAAAAAGAGCCUGUGCUACUGCAGCCCAUGCACCUGCUGGGGUUUU